This is a messenger RNA of Cherax quadricarinatus, 2727 nucleotides long. The record is from RefSeq and is a predicted model, not a curated record. NCBI's taxonomy places the organism in Eukaryota, Metazoa, Arthropoda, Malacostraca, Decapoda, Parastacidae.
AAUCUUCAACUUGUCGGUUUUUCAAACCAUUCAUCACACAGUGGGAGCAUUGUUGGUACACAUGGCUACGCUCCUCUGGUAUCAUCAGUGGGAGCAUUGUUGGUACACAUGGCCAUGCUCCUCUGGUAUCAACAGUGGGCGCAUUGCUGGUACACAUGGCCACGCUCAUCUGGUGUCACCAGUGGGAGUAUUGUUGGUACACAUGGCCAUGUUUCUCUGGUAUCAACAGUGGGAGCAUUGUAGGUACACAUGACCAUGCUCCACUGGUAUCAACAGUGGGAGCAUUGUUGGUACACUUGGCACGCACCUCUGGUAUCAACAGUGGGAGCAUUGUUGGUACACGUGGCCACACUCCACUGGUAUCAACAGUGGGAGCAUUGUUGGUACACAUGGCCAUGCUCCUCUGGCAUCAACAGUGGGAGCAUUGCUGGUACACAUGGCCACGCUCCUCUGGUGUCACCAGUGAGAACAUUGCUGGUACACAUGGCUACACUUCUCUGGUAUCAACAGUGGGAGCAUUGUUGGUACACAUGGCCACACUCCUCUGGUAUCAACAGUGGGAGCAUUGUUGGCACACAUCGCUACGCUCCUCUGGUAUCAACAGUGAGAGCAUUGUUGGUACACAUGGCUAUGGUCCUCUGGUAUCAACAGCGGGAGCAUUGCUUGUACAUGUGACCAUGCUCCUCUGGUAUCAACAGUGGGAGCAUUGUUGGUACAAAUGGCUACGCUUCUCUGGUGUCAACAGUGGGAGCAUUGUUGGCACACAUGGCUACGCUUCUCUGGUGUAACAAUGGGAGCAUUGUUGGUACACAUGGCCAUGCUCCUCUUGUGUCAACAGUGGGAGCAUUGUUGGUACACAUGGCCACGCUCCUCUGGUGUCAACAGUGGGAGCAUUGUUGGUACACAUGGCCAUGCUCCUCUGGUGUCAACAGUGGGAGCAUUGUUGGUACACAUGGCCACGCUCCUCUGGUGUCAACAGUGGGAGCAUUGUUGGUACACAUGGCCACACUCCUCUGGUGUCAACAGUGGGAGGAUUGUUGGUACACAUGGCCACGCUCCUCUGGUGUCAACAGUUGGAGCGUUGUUGGUACACACGGUUACGCUCCUCUGGUAUCAACAGUGGUAGCAUUGUUCAGGCUGACACUACUGAAGUCUCCCAGUUCAGGCAGUUGAAGGCAUCCUCUCGUUCCUUGGAUUGAACCUGAUUAUCUCUCAUUUCCCAGGAGCUGUAUGUACCUUACGGGUUUAGCGCUCCCCCAUGAGUAUAUUAACACCAAGAUUAACAAAAAGAGAAUUUGAAGGCAGUCACUCAGUGUAGGAUUAAGUCAGAGAUUCUUAGUGAUUACGUAUCUUCCAGACAUCAAGAGAGUUCCGUUUUAUUUUAAUUUAUCCAGUCAAUGAUGUUCAUCACUAUGAGGUUCAACAGACCAAGGUGUAAGGUGUAAACACCACAUGUACAACAUACUUCCUCGUCAUCGUUGUUGGUCAUUGUUCAUUGUCGUCACCCAGCUUGUCGGGCACUGGCAGGUCACGUCAAAGAGCCAGUGGAAAUACCUAGUACCAGAUACCAGGGGACAGGUAGUCCCUCCCUCCAAGGAUAACUAGAGAAGUGUUGUAUCAAGAGGCGACAACUGUACCAUGACAAUUAAUGACGUGUUGGGUGAAGCUUCAUUAUUGGUAACUCGUGAUGUGUCAUGUGAAGUUGUGAGAGCGGUGACACAGUGACAAAUAGUGAUCUCUUGCAUGGAAUGGCAACAUGGUGACCAGUGAUGUGUGAACUGAGAGUGAAAAGUAGACAGCAGUGCUUUGUGUGGAAUUGGGACACUGAUAACUGCUGAUGUGUCAUGUGAAUACCAUGACACUUACCGAUGUGGCAUGUGUAAUUGUGGCAUCAGUACCUCACCUAUAUGUCGUUGAAGGGGUCGAAUCACAGUUCCUGAGUGAUGUGGUAUGUGGAACUACAGCAGUGAUAACCAGUGAUAUUAUCUAGGACCACUGGAAGAUUUUGGAAAGUAAAGGCAAGUUUGAUAUUGGCUAUAAUUGUUUCUAUCUGUUGGGUCACCACCUUUGUGUAUUGGUAUAAUCCUUGUUAGCUUGAGUGUUGCCAGGAAAGUGUUAGUAUCUAGAGAUUUGUUGAAGAGUAAUGCAGUGGUAGGUGAAAGGAUUUGAGCCGCUCGUUUAUACAGUAGUGGUGGCACUUGGGUUACAUUCCUUGAUUUGUUUUUUAGAGAGUUAAUAAUCAUGAUAACCUCAGUGGGCUGUGUUGGUGUAAGCUUGAGGGAUGUUGGGAAGUUAUGGCAUUUUAUUGAGCAGAUCUUCAAUCUUUGUCAGUUAGUUUAUUAAAUCCAUCUCAUGUAGUAACUGGGUUGAUUGAUGCCAUCCAGAUUAGAUCUUUACAAUGACUCUCCAGUAAUAGUGUCAUAUAAAUAUUUUAUAAAUUUUGUUUCCAGAAACUGUGCAUCUCCCACCAAGGUAGUGACCCAAACAAAGAAGAAAUGCUUUUGCCAUCACAGUCUUGCCAGAGUUGCACUGAUACUACACCUCAAAACUGCUAAUGUCUCCACCCGUCCUUUAGGGUGCAGAAUGGAUUAAGUGUGGAAGCAGAUCCAAUGUCCAUGCCGGUUAAGUUGGUAUGACCCGAGGACCUGACCCGACUGAGCCUGACCGAUGAGGAGAUCCCCAAGCACCAGCACUUCCCACCAAGGUCAAGCUCCCAGAUUCUAUUAU